AUGUCCUGCAUACCAUCUCCAGCUGGUGACCCUCCAACCAUCAGCGCGCGACCGAAACUCACCCUCCAAACCACCUCUCUCCCACGCACAUUUGGCUCCUCAACAACCGGCCUCUCCCGCUCCUGCACAGCAGCCCCAGGCGCAUCACCGACCGUCGGAAAUACCUUUAAAAAUGCCUAUGACAUCGCUACGCCCGCCUCCGCAACCACAUCUCCCUCCAAGGGCCCCAGCCUCCGCUUCCCCAACAAACCCAUCUCACCAUACGUCCACCACUCCAACAAUAACAACAACCCUUUCAACUUCCGCCCUUACCAACUCCCCCUAGGCGUGCGAAGCAUCUUGCGCAACUCCCCCCUCGACACAGCCCCCCGCCGACGAUCAGGCUCCAUCUCCGCAGGCACCAACAGUGGACCCGGGGGCGCAGGCGCUCGCCGGGUCUUCUUUCCCGCCAAGAAGCAAGUCAGCUAUCGCAUCCCACUCGAGGAAGAGAUUCGCACGGAGCGCUACACCGCGCACCAUCUAGAUCUCGUGCACGAAGAAGAAGAAGAACGCUCGGCGCAGAGAAUGGCCGCAGCUGCAGCUGCAGCCGCAGUGGCAGUGCAAACACACGAGGCUGCCCGGGGGCCAGAAACACAACCACACAUCUCCAACUCGGGCCCCACCCACGACUCAGAAGCCAACCAGUCCCUGUCUGAAUCUAGUACCUCGGACGAGGCUAGUGCCGACGAGGGACUGCCCAAAUCCACACUAUCCAAACUGGAACGCAAGAAGAGACGUACCAUGCGCACGGAGCGGCAGGUGCGCGCUGUCGCGCUGCUCGAUGGCCUGGAAGCAGAUCAGUACUCCACCGCCUGCUCGACGCCGCAGACGCCCCAGGGACGGGUCAAGCGUCGCCGAGAGUGGAAAUGGACGUUGGGCUCCCUUAAUACCGAUAUCACGGCUGCUACCAGUUCCGGCAGCGUUUCUUCGGCGACGGCUACGCCUGAAACUCCAUCUGUAUCCUCUGCCUCCACUGUCGAUGAUUCGAAGCCCGAAACACAAUCCUUACAGGAUCAAUAA
This is a messenger RNA of Penicillium verhagenii, 1059 nucleotides long. RefSeq lists its product as uncharacterized. The coding region runs from base 1 to 1059 and encodes 352 amino acids. The record is from RefSeq and is a predicted model, not a curated record. NCBI's taxonomy places the organism in Eukaryota, Fungi, Ascomycota, Eurotiomycetes, Eurotiales, Aspergillaceae. The transcript has a single exon.